Messenger RNA from Cajanus cajan (pigeon pea), 3513 nucleotides. Its product is annotated as subtilisin-like serine-protease S. Gene Ontology annotation, molecular function: serine-type endopeptidase activity. Lineage: Eukaryota; Viridiplantae; Streptophyta; Magnoliopsida; Fabales; Fabaceae. Gene Ontology annotation, biological process: proteolysis. The record is from RefSeq and is a predicted model, not a curated record.
UGUUUUGAGCAGAUUGUUCAACCAAAUGUGAGAUUAGUUUGCAAUUCAAAUUACUUCUAAAAUGCAUAUAAAUUGUCCAAUACGUGAUUUAUAUAUGUGAAGAAAUGCCGGGAAAAGUCGUCUUUAUUAGCUGUGAUUUGUGAGAGAACAGCAGGCAUUGCUAAAUGGUGACAGUCAAAAGUCAUCAAUGGAAAUAAUUAACUUUUUUGGCCACCUCUAAUUGUUUGUUUCGUUAGGACGGCCAGUUGAUUUGAACAAGUCACAUGUAAACUGUGUCUAGUUACGAUCGAUUCCAAAUGUUACGAAGGUGAUCUACCAUAUGGACAUAUCAAAAGCAAGAUAGAUUUUUUUGACAUCCUUUGAAGAGGGAUAGGGAAAAUUAUGAAGUAGGAAAAAAAAAGUGUGUAAGAAAGAAAAACCACACUAGAAGGAUUCAGCCAGUACCAGAAAUUUUGAAGUCUAAUAUGGUCGUAAACUCUUCUGAAAGAAUCAAAGAAUGAAGCAUUUUUGGCAGAAGCAUGUAGUAAUGAACUGCAGCUUAUCUUUUUUUAUUUAUUUAUUAACUUUUUUAAUAAUCUGAAAUGCAAUGUAGCUUUUGGUCUGUAACUCUGUAAGCAUAUGCGAUUCGUGGUUUCCAACAAAACACUUUCGAGUUCAGACAAGGGAACGACCCGUCCUUUGGAGUUUUAAAUAUUGCUAAAUUUGUCCUAUUUCAACAUAAUGUAGUUGUGAAAGAUACAAGUAUGAAUCCCAUAAUUGCCAUUUAUAAUUCGUCCAAAUGCUGUUAGUUUAAUAAAUAUAUAUUUAUCUAAACUCCUUUUGUGAAUGUCAUUUUACUUUUUAAAGAAUCCCAAAUGUACACCAAGUUGUAAACAGAAACAUAUAAAGCCGGCAACUGAUAUUUUUAUGUGACAUGGCAUGUAAUUUGGUUCGUUUUGGCUAUAAAAUGGGCGAAUCACCUACCAUAAAAUAGUCACCAUUUCUUUCUAUUCUGGAGCCUUUGGGCAUAUCAUGGGGAGUGCCAAAAUUUUAAGCCUUUUCAUCCAUCUGUUCAUUGGGUACACAUUGGUGAAUGGAUCCACCCCAAAGCAUUAUAUAGUUUACAUGGGAGAUCAUUCACACCCCAAUUCAGAAUCUGUGGUCAGAGCAAACCAUGAGAUAUUAGCUACAGUUACUGGAAGCCUCAGUGGGGCAAAGUCAGCAGCACUCCACCACUACAGUAAAAGCUUUCAAGGCUUCUCAGCCAUGAUUACACCAGAGCAAGCUAAUCAACUUGCAGAACAUAACUCAGUAGUAUCCGUUUUUGAGAGCAAAAUGAAUAAACUCCACACAACACAUUCUUGGGAUUUUCUUGGAUUAGAGACUGUCUACAAGGGCAACCAUAAAGCGCUGGGCACUAUAUCUGAUGUCAUUGUUGGUGUUGUUGACUCUGGAGUCUGGCCAGAGUCCGAAAGCUUCACUGAUUAUGGAUUAGGUCCUGUGCCUAAAAAAUUCAAGGGAGAGUGUGUUGGAGGGGAUAAUUUUACACUAGCCAAUUGCAACAAGAAAAUAAUUGGUGCCCGGUUCUAUUCAAAAGGGUUUGAAGCAGAAAAUGGUCCUCUAGAGAGCCUUAACAAGACUUUUUUCCGGUCAGCACGAGAUGAAAAUGGACACGGAUCACACACAGCUUCCACAAUAGCAGGGUCCAUUGUUGCUAAUGUCAGCUUAUUUGGCAUUGCCAAAGGAACUGCUAGAGGUGGUGCUCCAGGUGCAAGACUUGCCAUCUACAAGGCCUGUUGGUUUGGGUUUUGCAGUGAUGCUGAUAUUCUUUCUGCCAUGGAUGAUGCCAUCCAUGAUGGAGUUGACAUACUAUCUCUUUCCCCUGGUCCUGACCCUCCCCAGCCUAUUUACUUUGAGGAUGCAGUCAGUGUAGGAUCAUUCCAUGCAUUCCAAAAGGGUGUUCUUGUUUCUGCUUCAGCUGGAAACUCAGUUUUUCCACGUACAGCAUGCAAUGUUGCUCCUUGGAUCCUCACUGCUGCUGCUAGCACAAUAGACAGGGAUUUCAGUACAAAUGUCCUUCUUGGUAACGCUAAGGUUUUAAAGGGUUCUUCUUUGAAUCCAAUAAGAAUGGAGCAAUCAUAUGGUUUGAUAUAUGGAAGUGCUGCAGCAGCAGCCGGAGUUUCAGCAACGAACGCAAGCUUCUGCAAAAACAACACUCUAGAUCCUACCUUAAUCAAGGGUAAAAUUGUGAUAUGUACUAUUGAGCAAUUCAGUGAUGACAGACAAGCCAAGGCCAUAGAAAUAAGGCAAGGUGGGGGUGUUGGAAUGAUACUUAUUGAUCAUAAUGCCAAAGAUAUUGGUUUCCAAUUUGUCAUCCCUAGCACUCUCAUUGGUCAGGAUGCCGUAGAAGUGCUUCAAGCAUAUAUAAAGACAGAGAAGAAUCCCAUUGCUAGAAUCUACCCUACAAUAACUGUAGUUGGUACAAAACCUGCACCAGAAAUGGCAGCUUUUUCUUCCAUUGGGCCAAAUAUAAUAACACCAGAAAUUAUUAAGCCUGACAUCACAGCACCUGGAGUGAAUAUUUUGGCAGCAUGGUCUCCAGUUGCAACUGAAGCCACAGUUGAACAACGAUCUGUCAACUAUAACAUCAUUUCAGGAACAUCAAUGUCUUGCCCACACAUAACCGCAGUUGCAGCAAUUAUAAAAUCUCACCACCCUCACUGGGGUCCUGCAGCCAUAAAGUCUGCAAUAAUGACAACAGCCACAGUUUUGGAUAACACACACCGCAUCAUAGAAAGAGAUCCAAAUGGAACUCAAACCACACCAUUUGACUAUGGAUCGGGACAUGUUAACCCAGUUUCAUCACUCAAUCCUGGAUUAGUAUAUGAUUUUAAUCUCCAAGAUGUUCUGAAUUUUCUGUGCAGCAAUGGGGCAAACCCAGCACAACUUAAGAACUUCACUGGGGGUCUUACUCAAUGUCAUAAACCUCUUACAGCUUCCUACAACUUCAAUUAUCCUUCAAUUGGUGUGUCCAAAUUGAAUGGAAAUUUAUCAGUUUAUCGUACAGUUACUUAUUAUGGCCAUGAGCCAACAAUAUAUUCUGCAAGUGUUGAAAAUCCAUCUGGUGUGAAGGUUAUAAUUACUCCAGCAGAAUUGAAGUUCUGGAAAACUGGGCAGAAGAUAACUUUCAGGAUUGAUUUCUUCCCUUUCAAGAAUAGCAAUGGAAACUUUGUGUUUGGUGCCUUGAUAUGGAACAAUGGGAAACAAAGGGUUAGGAGUCCUAUUGGUCUUAACGUGCUAUCUGCUUAACAUCGAGUGCUUCUUGGCCUGUAUCAUCUUUGGCCCUGUUGUUGUUUUAUGUAAACAUCGUGUUAUUUGAGGUUAAACUUUAUGCUGUUUUUGUAAUGUUAAUGUGGGUGGUUACACGUUUAAAAAGAAAGAACUGUCAUCUAGGGGAGUAAGAAGCAUAUUUCCUUUCUAUGCAUCUUACAACUAAAAUUGAUUGUUUCAAUGUGUUACAUAUUUGUAAUAUAU